Messenger RNA from Haliotis rufescens (red abalone), 2317 nucleotides. Its product is annotated as probable cytochrome P450 49a1. Bases 132 to 1682 code for a protein of 516 amino acids. The transcript is spliced from 10 exons. Gene Ontology annotation, molecular function: oxidoreductase activity, acting on paired donors, with incorporation or reduction of molecular oxygen; heme binding; monooxygenase activity. NCBI's taxonomy places the organism in Eukaryota, Metazoa, Mollusca, Gastropoda, Lepetellida, Haliotidae. The record is from RefSeq and is a predicted model, not a curated record.
UCUAUCCACACCGACGCUUGAAUACGGCCGCUACACAGUCACGAACCACGUUGGGUGAUGUGCGGUUAGCCAACUCGCUACCCAUUGGUAAGUGUUUUGUGUGCGUAUUUUCAUCCCGUCGCCAGAACACAAUGAAAAAGCAAAUCGCCAGUUUCAUAAGCUCUAAGUUGGGCACUGCACGUGCUGCGCACGUGGCAACAGCGCAUCCUGUGAACAUUCGCACUGAUAACAGUAAAUCCCUUGAGGCUAUCCCCGGCCCCAGUGGAAUACACGCCCUGCCGUACAUCGGACCCGCCUUCAUGUUCCGGCCUUUCGGAAAAUUUCGUCCGGACAAACUUAACCUUUUGUUCCAAGAACUGCAUCAGAAAUAUGGGAAGAUCGUCAAAUUCCGGAAGGGUUCGUCAUGGGCCGUGUUUCUGUUUGACCCCUCUCUUAUCGAGGUCGCCAUGCGUCAUGAAGGACGUUACCCCAAACGGCCCAGCAUGCCAUUACUGGACACGUACUGCAAGAGGUCAGGAGCACCGCCGGGAAUCAGUCAGCUUACCGGCAAGGAAUGGUACGACGUACGGAAGCCCGUCCAGGACCGGACGAUGAAGCCUCACGUUGUUGCUCAAUAUCUACCUUCUCAGAGAGAUGUUGCAGACGAUAUGGUCUCCACCAUCAAAUCUCAGCAACUUCACGUUGACGACCUGAGCAAACUCCUUUUCAGAUACACUGCAGAAUCGACUGGGUUGUUUUGCUUCAACGUGAGACUGGGAUUCCUGGACCACAGGGGUUGCCCUAUGACCCGGAAGCAGGAGGACAUGUUGAAGAGCAUCCGGCAGUUCCUGGCUCUCGUGGCCCAGAGCUUCUAUACCUUCCCCACCUUCAAACUGUACCCCAACAAGCUGUACAGGACAUUUGAAAAAGUGUAUGGUGAUGUACAAAAAACAGGCAAGGUGUAUGUGGAGAGUAUGUACAGGGAACUGUGUGAGAAGAAGGCCAGUGGGACCCUGGAUCCCCACGAACCCAAUCUGCUGUUGGCGCUGCUCAAUGAUGACCGUCUUCCAAAAGAGGCCUGCUUCCGCGUCAUGUCCAGUUUUUUCACAGUGGCUACGGAGAAUGUUGCCAAGUCCCUGUCGUUGUCCCUGUGGCUGCUGGCGAAGAAUAAGGACAAGCAGCAGAUUCUGUACCAAGAGAUUAUCUCCGUUUGUGGCACCGGGAAGAUCAAUGCAACGUCUCUGUCUCACAUGCCCUAUCUCAAGGCCUGCGUUAAGGAAGGGCACAGACUGGGAUUCCCUUCUCCUGUGGGUUCUGUCAGGAUCAUCGACAAGGACCUUCAACUGGACGGCUAUCACAUUCCAAGAGGGACAGAGGUUCACUACGGCCAUAACGUCCUGUGCCACAGCCCGGAGUAUUUCGACACGCCCAAGGCCUAUAUCCCGGAGCGCUGGUUGAGGGACAAUGGCAAUAACACCAACAACUAUCUUCAGUCAUUCAUAGUCAUGCCCUUCGGUUUCGGCACCAGGAACUGCCCGGGUAGAAGAUUCGCUGAACAGCAGUUGUUCUUGGCCUUAAUCACGCUCAUCCAGUCGUUUGAAAUCUCACUACAGGAUCCAGAGGAACAGCUCAGCAUCGUAUACAACAUCCUGGCAACGAAAGAAACUCCACUAGAGUUGAACUUCAAACAACGCAAAAAAUAGAACCGAGAAUGGCAGAGACUGUUUGCCAUUUCAAAUGGCAAUCAAGAAUUCUGCGCAGGCGCAGAUACACUCCAAGGUGAUUGGCUAGAGCAGAUGCCACAUGACUCGAUGACCAACGUUACACUUGUGUUGCUUGAGAUGGUUUCGUGGCUUAAUGACAGAACUAGUGACUGCAUCAUCGUCCACACUCCACGAGAUAAAUUCAUCACGUUCCUCCAUAGCCCUUGGGUGCAUACGGCCGACAGGCAGGGUAGUGAUGACGUGUGUCUAUUUUUAAUCAGCUAAUGAAAUGAGGCCGUGGAUAACUCACGGAAGUCAUAUUAACCCUACUCCAUGCAGGGCUUUGUGCGAACCCUAUCAUGCCUGCCAUCCAGGCAAUGUGUGGAGCAGAUACCACAAGGCUUUGGCACUUGUUGCACACGAUGUGUAGAUAGACACAUUGCCGUUGUCCGAUGUAAACUGGGCGUUCAUUGGCCUGUGUACUUGCUGGUUUGCUUCCCCUUGAACCCAAUCUCGUUAAAAUCAGAUCUUAGUUCUCGCCAUCGCUAAUCAAAGAUCUGAGGACAUCCCAUUACGGGUCACGUCAGAACGUCCUUUCAUCCAACCAAUAAAAGCGACGCUUGCCAGAUCAUGAA